Messenger RNA from Racocetra persica, 189 nucleotides. Lineage: Eukaryota; Fungi; Glomeromycota; Glomeromycetes; Diversisporales; Gigasporaceae. The record is from the annotation of a GenBank genome assembly.
GAAGGUGGAAAUGCUGUUGACGCCGCAAUCACCACUCACAUAUGUGUCGGUACUGUUAAUGUUUUUGCUGCUGGUGGUUUCAUGUUAGUUAGAUUACCAAAUGGAUUCGCUGAAGUCAUAGAUUUUCGUGAAGUUGCUCCUCGCGCUGCUCAUCAGGAUAUGUUUUUAAAGGACCAUUCAAAAGCAAAG